This is a messenger RNA of Coregonus sp. 'balchen', 18161 nucleotides long. NCBI's taxonomy places the organism in Eukaryota, Metazoa, Chordata, Actinopteri, Salmoniformes, Salmonidae. The record is from the annotation of a GenBank genome assembly.
AUGCUGCUGCUGCUGAAGAGAGAGAAGGAGAAGAGAGAGAGGGUCGAGAUAGAGAGAAAAGAGAGAGAGGAGAGAGAGAGGCAGAGAGAGCGAGAAAGGGCGAGCCAGCGAGAGAGUAGAGAGAGAGAGAGACUGCAGCAGCAACCGACAUGGAGCUCGAGCCUUUCCGGGGGAGAGCGAGCAUCCUCUAAUCCGCCAGGGUCACGGUAGAAUGCGUAAGUGAAUUUGUUUCUCUCUCUCUCAUCCUUUCUCUCCAUCGCUGUCCCACUCUCACUCACUCUGUCUGUGUCGUCAUUGUUUAUGUGUGUGUGAAAAUGGCGUAUUCGACCCUCGGUGUGUAUGUGUGUCCUGCUGUUGAUCGCGGUAUUGUUUGAUGAUAAAAUGCUUCCUUCUUGAGUUACACUUGCCGGGUGUGUGCGUGUGUGUGCGUGUGUAUGUGUUUGGGGUGGGAACUCGCAUCCCCGUUGUAGCUGCAGUAGACACCAGAAGAGAGGAGGAAGAUACGAUUUCGUUAUUACAUUACCCGACGUAAAGGUAUUUGUUUAUCAACAGCUAGGGUAAAUGUUGAGAUCUGCCUGAUAUCAUCACGUAGGAGGCUAAAUCUCAUCUGAUCGCUAUUUUAUCAUAGAAGGACAUCUAUAUAUAUAUAAGGCUACCGUCUGCUGUGUGUGUGUGUGUGUGUGUGUGUGAGAGAGAGACCGUACGAAAUGGAUGCUUAUCAUCCGGUUUGUAGCAUCAUGUCGGCGAGAGAGAGAGUGUGAGAGAGAGAGGGAUCAAAGAGAGAUCUGUAACUGCAGUAUUGCGAGCAGAGCCUUCACACACAUUCCUCUCUCUCUGUCUGAGAAGCCAAAAGCUGGAAACAUUGAUUUCAAUUAUUUAGGGCUGAGGUUUAAACACACACACACACACACACACACACACACACACACUGAGAUGUUGAGACAGGUCUGUGUGCCAGAAAGCCUGGAGCCUGAGAACAAACUAAUCUCUAAUGACAUGGCAUGAGAGUUCUCUCUCUCUCUCUCGCUCUCUCCAUCACCCAUUCCUCCCAUUCCUCCCUUUCUUACUCUAACUCUCUUCCUCACCCACUCUCUCCUCUCUCUGCUCUCCCACUCCUUUACAUCUCCCUCUCUCCCUCUCUCCCUCCAUCUGUGUGGUGCUGGCCAUGGUGCUGAAAGCAGCAGUCAUUAACAGGGAUUAUAAACUGGGUGGUUCAAACCCUGAAUGCUGAUUGGUUGACAGCCAUGUAUGAUAAAACAUGUAUUUUUACUGCUCUAAUUACGUUGGUAACCAGUUUAUAAUAUCAAUAUAGUGUUGAUCAAUUCUUGAUAAUAGUCAUGUCUGUUAUGUUGUAUUAGUUUGGCUACAUUCCAUUCAUGCCAAGGAAGAUCACAAGAUGUUUUUAACCCUGAUGGGGAUACCAGCUCAAUAAUUCACCUCCUGUCAUGGUGAGUUACAUCGACUGCUCCCUAUAAGCUUGUUUGAAAUUGAUUUAGAUCAAUCAUUCUGCCAACAGGUGUGUUUUGUGUGUGUGUGUAAUGCGUAAUGAUGAAACAUCACAGAGUCACAGGUUGCAGCUGUGUGUGUGUGUGUGUGUGUGUGUGUGUGUGUGUGUUUGUGUGUGUGUGUGUGUGUUUUCCCUUAUACUGUGUGUUUUUGUAUAAAUGUUUGUUUGUGCAAAGUGCCCUUUGCUUGAUUGCUUGAUAGAUUGGUGUGUGUGUGUGUGUGUGUGUGUGUGUGUGUGUGUGUGUGUGUGUAGAUGAUGUCAUAACCCUUGUUCUACUGCAUGUGUGACUCACCAUCUCACAAGAACACACAACCUGAUUUGGUUUGUGAAUGGGAGAUAGCCUCACUGACGUCACAGAGCCUGUCUGUGCAUAAAAGCUAAUACAAUCACCUCCACAAACCUCCACACACACACACACACACACACACACACACACACACACACACACACACACACACACCAUCACAGAGCCAUCUGCAUCUCCGUCAUCAGCAGCACACCCCCUCCUACCAGACUACAGGACACGUAGAUAUAUAGAGAGAAAGAGAGAUAGAGAGAGAGAGGGGGGGUUGGGUGGCCUUGAGGGACAGGUGUGGGAGGUGUUUGUUCCUAUUGUAAUGUUAUCUCUGUGAUCUUAUUGCAUGUCUAAUGAAAGGAAAUGAAUAGGUAGACUAUAACUGUAGUUUAAUAGAAUGACUCUCCUCCUCAUCUUUCAUCUCAUCCUUUUUACUGGGGAGAGGAGAGGAAGACUAGAGUUUUACCAGAUCAGGCCACAUGGUCGGGAUAAACUCUGGGCUCUAGUGAUAUGUAUAGCGUAUUGGUGUGGUUACUAAUCCUUUUAGAUAUGUGUCACAGUUUGGCAAAAUGGUUACCAUAGUGAUCAGAUACAAGGUCAUCCAAAGGAACACAGAUAUAGAGGGAGAGAGAGAGAGAGAGAGAGAGAGAGAGAGAGAGAGAGAGAGAGAGAGAGAGAGAGAGAGAGAGAGAGAGAGAGAGAGAGAGGAGAGAGAGAGAGGAGAGAGAGAGAGAGAGAGAGAGAGAGAGAGAGAGAGAGAGAGAGAGAGAGUGGGAGAGAUCAAUUGAAAUGGAUAGGGAGAGGGUUGGACAAAGAUAUAAAAAGAGAGAGAUGGAAGGCUGCUUUCCAGCUGUCUUUCACACUCUCACUACACCCUUGAACUCAGCACUGGAGAGAGAAAGAUAGAGAGACUGAAAGAAAGGAAGAGAGAGAGAACAUUUCUCCUGAGUCAGGUCAUAAUCUAAAUGAUGACUUAGCUUUUCUCUGUCUGUGACCUACUCAGAAAAACAGUGGUUGCCAUAUCAGAACAUUGCUGGUUGCCAGAUUGGACUGAAUCGGUUGCCAGGUUGGACUGAAUCGGUUGCCAGGUUGGAAUGAAUCGGUUGCCAGAUUGGACUAAAUGAGGCUCUUAGCUUUAUUAAGGUACUGAGUUCCAGAAGCUGAAUCAGGAUGUACUGUACAUUCUGUAAAUCAGACAGAAUGUUGGCUGGAACACACAGCUAAGCACUGUCUUACAACAAUAAAUCAUUCUCAUUGAUUGGCUGAUUGGAUAACGAACAUUGAUUAUUAUGGUGGAUGAUUAGGAAGCCAGAAAACAGACAGAUGGAUUGACAGACAAACAGAUGGACGGACGGAGGGACAGACAGACAGACCGUCGGACAGGCAUGCAAACAGGAAGGCAGAGACAGGCAGAUGGACGGACAGACGGACAGACAGACAGAGGACGGCUGGACAUUGUAAUGGUGUGUUUACUCCUAUUCCUCUAGUUAGGGAGGACAGAUCAUAUUGCAUUGUGUGUGAGAUCAAUACUGUGUCUGAUGGAAACAGAUGAGCUGUUUUAUCAGUCUGCUGCUAAUCCUUCCAUCAUCACUCUCAUCAUACCUCCCAUAUCAUCCCUCCAUCAGCAGCCCCGGCAGCACCCCCAGCAGCACCCGGCCAGCAGAGCCCGCCAUCACACCCGCCAGCAGCACCGCGCCAGCAGCACCCCGCCAUCAGCAACCGCCACAGCAGCCCGCAGCAUCAGCCGGCCAAUCAGGCUCCAGCAUCAGCCCGCCAGCAGCACCCCGCCAGCAGCAGCCUCAUCAAUCCGCACAGCAAAGAUGCCAUCAUCACCCCUCAUAAUCACCCUCCAUAUCAUCCUUCCAUCACAUACCUCCAUAUCAUCCAUCUAUCAUUAAUAUCUCCAUCAUCAUCCCUCAUCAUCAUCCCUCCAUCAUCACCCCUCCAUCAUCAUCUCUCCAUCAUCACCCCUCCAUCAUCAUCUCUCCAUCAUCAUCCCUCCAUCAUCAUCCCUCAAUCAUCCCUCCAUCAUCAUCCCUCCAUCAUCAUCCCUCCAUCAUCAUCCCUCCAUCAUCGUCUUUUAUGUUCUAUUAUUUACACUCUGCAGGGACAAUAGCUGCCAUGCCCACCACUCUCCUGUAUUGUGCCUUGCUUUGUGGUUAAACUGAAACACACACACACACACACACACACACACACACACACACACACACACACACACACAUACAACCACUGUGGUGAAACAGCUGGGUAAUUGCAGGCCUCGUUUAAGUGGUUGAUGGCUGAGAGGCGUGUGUGUAGUGUGUGUGUGUGUGUGUUCGAUGAUUGAGAGGUUUGUUGGCCCACUUUACACAAAUGAUUUCUCCCCCUCUUCCUGAGUGCAGCCAGAGGGGGAAUAAUCGAGAAAGAAACAGAGAGAAAGAAAGAAAGAUAAUUGAGAGAGGGAAAGAGCUUGGCAGUAAUAGCAGUAAUCAUAGCAGGUUAUUUUCCUACCUGGGCCUUACAUACUGACUGUGUAUUAACUCUUAUUCACUUUAGACCAAAUGGUUUUAUUCAAUCAUCUUCUAUGAGUGCAGUAGUUGACUGAUUGGGCAGAGUACAGGGGAUUUGUUGAUCGAAGACCAUGAUUGUGUUUCAAAUAGCGCCCUAUUCCCUUUAUAGGGCACUACUUUUGACCAGUAAUAUCGGGAAUAGCGUGCCAUUUGGGACGUAUACCAUGUAAUUCUUUGUCUAUGGCUGUAAUUAUAUUGUGUGUGCUUGUGUGGGCCUGUAACAGAACAAUGUGUACUGUCAGAUUGGGGGGAGUGGAGGAUAGGAGUUGAGUCCUCACAGUCCAUCAGCUCUGAGUUCAUCUCAGGUCAGAUCUAAUCAGGAAGUGAUGAUGACUCACAAGACGUUACAACACAACACAGUCAUCUGGAACAUACACACAUGCACACACACACACACACACACACACGGAUAUGAACUGUCAUCUAUGACGUGGUGUAAUGAGAUGGUUGCUAUAACAACAGGUCUACAGGGACCAGCUGAUAAUUAGUUCUCUGUGUUCAGGUAGAAACUAAAUGUGUCUGUAUGUGUGUGUGUUUACAAUAAAGGAUGGAUAACCUGCCAUAUCUUCCCCAAUGUGACUGUAACUGUCAAACAGCUGUGGACACGACACAGACAUGGAGUCAUAUAUUGUCAGCUGUACUGUACUGUAUGUGUAAAAACAUGGUGUUUUCUGUUACAGAUUGACACCUGAGACAACAGACAACACACGUCUAUAUCAGCAUGAGGAACUGCUGACACCCCCCUCACCUGACUACCAGAGAGAGAAAGACAGAAAGAAGAGAGAACACACUUUUCUUCCUCCCAUCCUCCCAUCCUCUCUCCCACUCAACCCAUCUGGACAAGGAGAAACGUUCUUUUCCAGAGAGGAGGAAGUGAACGUCAGAGGAUUUUUUUUUAGAAAAAAGCUCAAGCCCUCUCUUGACCUCUAACCCCUGACCUGUGACCUCAGUAUGUCAGGUCUGCGUGGUAAGCUGCAGCGUGUCCAGUGGCGGUCAGGAUGGCACUCCUUCACCUCCAGAGUCCUCAGGACCAAACCUGUAGAGAGCAUGUUGGACUCUGGGACAGGUAGGUGUUUACAGGGGGGUCUCUAGGGGUGUGAGUGAAGGUGGUAAUGUGUGUGUGUGUGUGGAGGGGGGGUAUAUGUGUGGGUAUACAGUAUGUGUGAAUAUAUGUGUGUACGUUAUGUUAACAUGUGGGUUUUAUGUUAAGGUGUGUGUUUGUAUGCUAAUGUAAGUGUGUGUGUACAGGUGGUACCAGCAGCCAUGGCACCAAACUAGCGAGGGUGUUGUCCACGGUAGACCUGGUGUCACUAGGGGUGGGCAGCUGCGUUGGCACGGGGAUGUACGUGGUCUCCGGGCUGGUUGCUAAGGAGAUGGCCGGACCUGGCGUCAUCGUCUCCUUCAUCAUCGCUGCUGUCGCCUCUAUACUGUCAGGUAAGAACACACACACACACACACACUUACACACACACACACACACACAUCUACAGCUACAUGAUAUUUGUGUGUCUCCCCUUCAGGAGUGUGUUAUGCUGAAUUUGGGGUGCGCGUUCCCAAGACAACGGGCUCGGCCUACACCUACAGCUACGUGACAGUGGGGGAGUGUGUGGCCUUCUUCAUUGGCUGGAACCUGAUCCUGGAGUACCUGAUUGGUACAGCCGCGGGGGCGUCGGCUCUCAGCAGCAUGGCGGACUCACUAGCCAAUAAAAGCAUCUCUACGUUUAUGACAACACACAUCGGAACACUCAACGGCCUGGGUGAGUCUGGAGGGGGGAGGAGAGGGGGGAGGAGAGGGGGAGGGGAGGGGGGGUGUGGAAGUGAGGAGGGUGUGUGUGGAGUUUCCAGUUGCUGUGACAUCAUAUUCCCUGAGACCUGGGCUGUGUCCAGCAUAUACUGUAAAUAUAUUGCAUAGAACAGCCAUGCCUUUCUGACAGGCAGAGUAAUAAUACAAGUCAGGAGGUUUAACCUUCCUGAAUGUGAGCCUGAAGUCUAGAGUGGCUAGCAGUGUAGAAACAGACAGUGAAAGCUCAUUCCUCAACAUAACAGAUGAACACUAUUUUUCCUGUUUGUGGAUUGUAAUCGAGGGUUAUGCUACAGUGUUGUGAUAGUUGUGUGACAGCCUAGGAACUGUGGAAACAGACAGAGGGAGACAAAAUCUCUCUAACAGGAAAAGGAAAUGGUAACUUUCCAACAGCUGGCCAUCUAGCCUGCCAUCCACACACACACACACACACACACACACACACACACACACACACACACACACACACACACACACACACACUGCUGGUACGGUGCAUGACUGUUGACAGUGUGUGUUCAUGUGUGUUCUGCUGGUUCAGUUUUUGAUAAUGGUGGGGCCCAGGCGUCUAAUGUAAGCUCUGUUACAGUAAACUAUGAUAUAGGCCCUCAUGUGAACCAUUUUAACUUUGAGCCUGUUUCUUAUGCUGAGGACUAUAAAGCACUAAAGGCAAUAGACACUAAAAAGUCUGCAGGUCCAGACAACCUGGAUCCCUCUUAAAGAUAGCAGCUGGUAUUAUUACUGAACCUGUAGCUUCACAUUUUCAACUUGAGUCUCUUGACCAAUUCUAUACCCAGCAUUUGGAAAUCAGCGUAUGUCCUCCCACUGCUAAAGGGUGGAGAUCCCUCAGAUGCUAUGAACUAUCAUCCUAUCGCCAGACUCCCUAUCCUGGCCAAAGUCUGAGUCCCUAGUGAACUCACAGUUAACAAACGUCUUAAUUGAAAAGAACAUACUGAGCGGGGUUCAGUCUGGCUUUAGAUCGGGGCACAUCACCACAACUGCAGCUAUGGCAGUGGCAAAUGACAUCAUACAUGCACUUGAUAAAAAGCAACAUUGUGCUGCUCUGUUUGUUGAUUUAUCAACGGUAUUUGAUUCAGUUGACCAUGAAUUGUUGCUAGCUAGACUCAGUAACAUUGGUCUCAGUGAAGGGGCAGUAAGUUGGUUUAGGAACUAUCUUUCUGACAGAACACAAUGUGUAUAUGCUGACAAUCACAAGUCUAGCUUUCUUGCGAUUAAUAGAGGUGUGCCCCAGGGUUCCAUUUUAGCUCCUGUGUUGUUCUCAAUUUGUAUUAAUGAUUUGGGAAAUGGGAUGCAACCAGCAAAGUUGCAUCUACAGUGGGGAGAACAAGUAUUUGAUACACUGUCGAUUUUGCAGGUUUUCCUACUUACAAAGCAUGUAGAGGUCUGUAAUUGUUAUCAUAGGUACACUUCAACUGUGAGAGAUGGAAUCUAAAACAAAAAUCCAGAAAAUCACAUUGUAUGAUUUUUAAGUAAUUCAUUUGCAUUUUAUUGCAUGACAUAAGUAUUUGAUCACCUACCAACCAGUAAGAAUUCCGGCUCUCACAGACCUGUUAGUUUUUGUUUAAGAAGCCCUCCUCUUCUCCACUCAUUACCUGUAUUAACUGCACCUGUUUGAACUCGUUACCUCUAUAAAAGACACCUGUCCAAACACUCAAUCAAACAGACUCCAACCUCUCCACAAUGGCCAAGACCAGAGAGCUGUGUAAGGACAUCAGGGAUAACAUUGUAGACCUGCACAAGGCUGGGAUGGGCUACAGGACAAUAGGCAAGCAGCUUGGUGGGAAGGCAACAACUGUUGGCGCAAUUAUUAGAAAAUGGAAGAAGUUCAAGAUGACGGUCAAUCACCCUUGGUCUGGGGCUCCAUGCAAGAUCUCACCUCGUGGGGCAUCAAUAAUCAUGAGGAAGGUGAGGGAUCAGCCCAGAAAUACACGGCAGGACCUGGUCAAUGACCUGAAGAGAGCUGGGACCACAGUCUCAAAGAAAACCAUUAGUAACACACUACGCCGUCAUGGAUUAAAAUCCUGCAGCGCACGCAAGGUCCCCCUGCUCAAGCCAGCGCAUGUCCAGGCCCGUCUGAAGUUUGCCAAUGACCAUCUGGAUGAUCCAGAGGAGGAAUGGGAGAAGGUCAUGUGGUCUGAUGAGACAAAAAUAUAGCUUUUUGGUCUAAACUCCACUCGCCGUGUUUGGAGGAAGAAGAAGGAUGAGUACAACCCCAAGAACACCAUCCCAACCGGGAAGCAUGGAGGUGGAAACAUCAUUCUUUGGGGAUGCUUUUCUGCAAAGGGGACAGGACGACUGCACCGUAUUGAGGGGAGGAUGGAUGGAGCCAUGUAUCGCGAGAUCUUGGCCAACAACCUCUUUCCCUCAGUAAGAGCAUUGAAGAUGGGUUGUGGCUGGGUCUUCCAGCAUGACAACGACCCGAAACACACAGCCAGGGCAACUAAGGAGUGGCUCCGUAAGAAGCAUCUCAAGGUCCUGGAGUGGCCUAGCCAGUCUCCAGACCUGAACUCAAUAGAAAAUCUUUGGAGGGAGCUGAAAGUCUGUAUUGCCCAGCGACAGCCCCGAAACCUGAAGGAUCUGGAGAUGGUCUGUAUGGAGGAGUGGGCCAAAAUCCCUGCUGCAGUGUGUGCAAACCUGGUCAAGACCUACAGGAAACGUAUGAUCUCUGUAAUUGCAAACAAAGGUUUAUGUACCAAAUAUUAUGUUCUGCUUUUCUGAUGUAUCAAAUACUUAUGUCAUGCAAUAAAAUGCAAAUUAAUUACUUAAAAAUCAUACAAUGUGAUUUUCUGGAUUCCGUCUCUCACAGUUGAAGUGUACCUAUGAUAAAAAUUACAGACCUCUACAUGCUUUGUAAGUAGGAAAACCUGAAAAAUCGGCAGUGUAUCAAAUACUUGUUCUCCCCACUGUUUAUGCAGAUGAUACAGUCAUAUAUUCAUGUGCUCCUUCUCUGGUUCAGGCUAUUGAAGAGCUUCAGACUGCUUUUCAGUCACUGCAGGUCUCCCUUUAUGGUCUCAAACUGGUCUUGAAUGUACAAAAACAAAAAUCAUGACCUUUACCAGAGCAAGCACUCAGCCAGAGAAGGUUAGCAUUGUCACAUCUGGUGGCUUAUCCAUUGAAAAAGUGUCAUCCUACAAAUACCUAGGUACAUGGUUGGAUGACAAGUUGUCCUUUAAAGUUCAUAUGGAUAAUCUUGUGAGGAAGCUUCAAUUGAAACUGGGUUUAUUUUCGUAAUAAGGCUUGCUUCCCGCUUAUGGCUAGAAAGAAGCUUGUUCAGGCCACUUUUCUCUCUGUAAUUGAUUAAGGUGACUUGUUGUAUAUGCAUGCAGCCUCCUCUGUCUUACAGAGACUGAACUCUGUUUAUCAUGCAUCCUUGCUCUUUAUUACAAAUGCCAAGUCACUCACCCACCAUUGCACCUUGUACCAAAUGGUGGGUUGGACCUCACUUUAUAUGCGCAGAAAGCUACAUUUGUAUGUGUUCAUCUACAAAGCCCUUUUGGGUAAACUCCCUCUUUACCUCUGUAGUCUGGUCUCCAUCACCACCAUCAGUUACCAUACCCAGUCUGCUAGGUGGUUGCUACUGUAGUCUGGUCUCCAUCACCACCAGCAGUUACCAUACCCAGUCUGCUAGGUGGUUGCUACUGUAGUCUGGUCUCCUUCACCACCAGCAGUUACCAUACCCGGUCUGCUAGGUGGUUGCUACUGUAGUCUGGUCUCCAUCACCACCAGCAGUUACCAUACCCAGUCUGCUAGGUGGUUGCUACUGUAGUCUGGUCUCCUUCACCACCAGCAGUUACCAUACCCGGUCUGCUAGGUGGUUGCUACUUAAAGUCCCCAGGACAUGUACAGUAUUAGGCAAGACUGCCUUCUCGUCUUGUGCACCAGAGGCAUGGAAUAGUCUACAAUACAUGCUUCAUCUAGAUAUGUUAGUGCCACUGAAUUAAUUUACAUUUUUGAUAGAGACUGUUACAGAGGAGUGUAAAUGCUUAUUUUAGGCUGGAUCAUGUUGUUGAAUUGUAUUGUUUUGUUGUAUGUUUUAAUUCUGUAAUGUAUUGAUUGUUGCGGUCUUCUUGGCCAGGUCUCCCUUGAAAAAGAGACUCUGGGUCUCAAUGGGCUUUUCCUGGUUACAUUUUUUAUUUUUACCUCUCGAUGUGGUAUGUAUUUAACUCCCUCUCUCCCUCUCCUCCUCCCCUACCUCACCCCUCCCUCUCUCCCUCCCUCCUCCCUCCCUCCCUCCCUCCUCCCCUCCCUCCACUCCCCCUCUAGGUAAAGGAGAGCAGUCGUACCCAGACCUCCUGGCCUUGCUGAUAGCAGUGAUAGUGACAGUGAUCGUGGCCCUGGGGGUGAAGAACUCAGUAGGGUUUAAUAAUGUGUUGAAUGUGAUCAACCUGAUGGUGUGGGUCUUCAUGAUGGUGGCCGGACUCUUCUUCGUCAACGGACACAACUGGGACGAUGGAAGGUUCCUACCCUUCGGGUGGUCAGGGGUGAGACACACAAACAGACUUAUAUACAUACGCACACACUAUUAAAGACAUACAUUGGUAGGCAUGCAGAUAUGCAAUGAAUUGUGAUAUUCAACUCAUUAGUCAACUUCUCCUACUUUACUAGCUAGGUCUAGAUAGCAACAAUGCUAACUAACGGCUAACUCUAGCUCAACUGUUGGUGGAAUCAUAAUGCCAAAAGCGAUUGUGUUUUAAGACACCCCUAACCCUCUGUCUCUCUCCUGUGUGUGUUUAUACCAGGUGAUGCAGGGAGCGGCAACAUGUUUCUAUGCCUUUAUAGGGUUUGACAUCAUCGCUACAACAGGAGAGGAAGCAAAAAGUCCCAACACCUCUAUACCCUAUGCUAUUACUGUUUCACUCAUCACCUGCCUUACUGCAUACGUCUCUGUGAGUACACACACACACCGGCACACGUGCGCAUACACACUCGAACACGUGCGCACACACAAACACACAGACAUACACACAUGUACCGGUACCCCCUGUAUAUAGCCUCCCUACUGUUAUUUUAUUUUACUUUAAUUAUUUUUUAUGUAUCUAUUUUUCACUUAACACUUUUUUUUUAUUUCUUAAAAAACUGCAUUGUUGGUUAAGGGCUGUAAGUAAGCAUUUCACUGUAAGGUCUACACCUGUUGUAUUCGACGCAUGUGGCAAAUAACAUUUGAUUUGAUUUGAUACACACACAGAUACACACACACACAAACAUACAUAUACACACACACAUACACGUCCAUGCCCUAUUCGGUACAAAUGACAUCAUUUGCCCUCAAGAGUUUGUCAGAAUGUAUGAUUUCUGGUUGGUUAGACUCUUUCUAUGUGUGUCUGUGGUUUUGGAUAUAGACUCUAUCUAUAUACUCUUAUUGUUUCAGAUAUAGACUCUAUCUAUAUACUCUAUGGUUUAAGAUAUAUAAUCUAUCUAUAUACUCUAUGGUUUAAGAUAUAGACUCUAUCUAUAUACUCUAUGGUUUCAGAUAUAGACUCUCUCUAUAUACUCUAUGGUUUCAGAUAUAGACUCUCUCUAUAUAUAGGGUUUCAGAUAUAGACUCUCUCUAUAUACUCUAUGGUUUCAGAUAGAGACUAUAUCUAUAUACUCUAUGGUUUCAGAUAUACUCUAUCUAUAUGCUCUAUGGUUUCAGAUAGAGACUCUAUCUAUAUACUCUAUGGUUUCAGAUAGAGACUCUAUCUAUAUACUCUAUGGUUUCAGAUAGAGACUCUAUCUAUAUACUCUAUGUUUUCAGAUAGAGACUCUAUCUAUAUACUCUAUGUUUUCAGAUAGAGACUCUAUCUAUAUACUCUAUGGUUUCAGAUAUAUAUUAUAUCUAUAUCUCUGGUUUAGGAGGUUGUUGAUCUCUCAGUAAGAGAUGGCCUUUUUAUUCCUCUCGAUUCCUCCAUAAUCUCUGCAUCCUAAUCUCUAUCUCUCUCAAUCUCUCUCUCUCUCUCUCUCUCUCUCUCUCUCUCUCUCCUCUCUCUCUCUCUCUCUCUCUCCUCUCUCUCUCUCUCUCUCUCUCUCUCUCUCUCUCUCUUUCUGAUCUGUGACAGAUGGCCGCAUGACUUCACACGUCAGUUUGCAUAGAUCACACAGGCGCAGUCACACACGUGCACACACACACACACACACACACACACACACUCACACUCACACUCACUAGAGUUAGUUUGGGCAGUGAUUGCAGACAUGCACACGUGAGUUUAUCUUCAUAUCCCUGACUUUAACGUGGUGUGUGAUAUUAAUGUGUUCUUUUUCUUUCUUUCUCUUUCUCUCUCUCUCUCUCUCUCUCCCUCUCUCUCCCUCUCUCUCUCUCUCUCUCUCUCUCUCUCUCUCUCUCUCUCUCUCUCUCUCUCUCUCUCUCUCUCUCUCUCUCUCUCUCUCUCUCUCUCUCUCUCUCUCUCUCUCUCUCUCUCUCUCUCUCUAGGUAUCAGUGAUUCUGACUCUGAUGGUUCCCUAUACAGAGAUAGAUGCAGACGCUCCUCUGAUGGAGAUGUUUGCUGUCCAUGGCUGUUUCUUUGCUAAGUACAUAGUAGCAGUAGGCUCUGUAGCUGGCCUGUCUGUCAGUCUCCUGGGCUCUCUGUUCCCCAUGCCACGAGUCAUCUACGCUAUGGCUGGAGACGGACUGCUGUUCAGGUGACAACACACACAUGGACACACUCAUAUACACACACACGGACAUGAUCAUACACUAACGCAUGUGUGUGUGUGUGUGUCUAGGUUCCUGGCCCAUGUGUCUCCAUACACUGAGACUCCAGCACUAGCAUGUGUUGUGUCUGGCUGUCUGGCUGCUCUCCUCUCUCUCCUCGUCUCCCUACGAGAUCUCAUAGAGAUGAUGUCCAUAGGAACACUACUGGCUUACACACUGGUGAGUUACACACACACACACUCACACAUUCACACACACACACACACACUAACUCUCACUCCUCUCUACCUCUUCCAGGUUAGUGUGUGUGUGUUGUUGCUACGCUACCAGCCAGAAUCAGACAUCCACGGCUUUGUGAACUUCCUGUCUGAGGAGCAGUCCAAUAAGAAGAAGGAGGGCGUGUUAGCCGAGUGUGAGAAGGAAGUGUGUUCUCCAAUCAGUGAAGUAGAUGACUACGGAGGACCUCAAACUAACACCUGUGGAGCUAAGAAUCUCCCCUCGCUAGGUGCACACACACACACACACACACACACACACACACACUUCCGUCCUACUAACCUAAUACCAUAUUACCAUAUUACCCUAACAUUGUAAUAUUUUAAUAUUGUAACAUUGUAAUAUUGUAAUAUUGUAACAUUGUAACAUUGUAAUAUUGUAAUCCAGGCGACAACGAGAUGCUGAUUGGUAAACCAGAUAAAACCACUUACACUGCCAGCCACCCGAACUACGGCACCGUCGACAUGGGCUCCGGCAUCGAAUCAGAAGAGUCGGAGGGCGGGAUGUCGUGGAGGCUGAAGAAGCUGAUUGGUCCACGGUACUACACCAUGAGGAUCCGAUUGGGCCUGCCAGGGAAAAUGGACCGGCCCACUCCGGCAACAGGGAAGACAGUUACUGUCUGUGUCCUCCUCCUCUUCCUCGCCGUCUUCAUCUUCAACUCCUUCAUCAUCUUCGGUGAGGAGACGUCUCUGUUCAACACUCAGUACUAUUGAAACUAUACUCCCACUGAUACACCAUUCGUUUCUGUAUUAUAUCAAACUUUAAUUACAAAACAAAUGUGUAAGAUUCAAACCCACAUUUCUCAAAUGACUUGCACUCAACAACAUACAUCUAAAACUACACAAACCAAACUAACUGCAAACUGCUAAAUCAUUUAAUUCUAUCAUAUUAUAUUAUUCCAUUGAAAUAAUGACGUUUCUGCAUGGUGAAAGUUUCCUUCUCUAGUUAUUUCACUCCUAUAUAUUCUACAAUAAAGUCCCCAGUGAAACAGCGCCGGAGAAGAUGGCUGCCGUUUUACAGCCCUCUAACCAAUUGUACUAUUAUGUGUGUUUUUCCGCGUUAUUUGUAAUUUAUUUUGUACAUAAUGUUUCUGCCAUCGUCUCUUAUAACCAAAAAGAGCUUCUGGAUAUCAGGACAGCGAUUACUCACCUCGUAUUGGACGAAUAUUUUUUCUUCAACGAGGCGGCCGCGAAGGAUAUCAUACAGACACCCGACAAGGCCCAAAUCCCCGUCAUUCGCGUGAGGAAGAGACGGAGAUAUCGUGGACGUAGAUCGGGGUGCCUUGUAAGGAUCCGACGGCGAGCGAGUAAACUGCCUCUUCCAUCAAUCCUAUUAGCCAACGUUCAAUCAUUUGAAAAUAAAUUGGAUGACCUAAGAUUACGGUUAUCCUACCAACGGGACAUUAAAAACUGUAAUAUCUUAUGUUUCACCGAGUCGUGGCUGAACGACGACAUGGAUAACAUACAGCUAUACGCUACAUCGGCAGGAUAGAACGGCUGACUCCGGUAAGACAAGGGGUGGCGGUCUGUGUAUAUUUGUAAACAACAGCUGGUGCACAAAAUCAAAUACUAAGGAAGUCUCGAGGUUUUGCUCGCCUGAGGUAGAGUAUCUUAUGAUAAGCUGUAGACCACACUAUUUACCAAGAGAGUUUUCAUCUAUAUUUUUCAUAGCUGUCUAUUUACCACCACAAACCAAUGCUGGCAUUAAGAUUGCACUGAAUGAGUUGUACAAGGCCAUAAAUCAACAGGAAAACGCUCAUCCAGAUGCAGCGCUCCUAGUGGCCGGGGACUUUAAUGCAGGGAAACUUAAAUCCGUUCUACCUAAUUUCUACCAGCAUGUUAAAUGUGCAACCAGAGGAAAAAAAACUCUAGACCACCUUUACUCCACACACAGAGACGCAUACAAAGCUCUCCCUCGCCCUCCAUUUGGCAAAUCUGACCAUAACUCUAUCCUCCUGAUUCCUGCUUAUAAGCAAAAACUAAAGCAGGAAGCACCAGUGACUCGGUUAAUAAAAAAGUGGUCAGAAGACGCAGAUGCUAAGCUACAGGACUGUUUUGCUAGCACAGACUGGAACAUGUUCCGGGAUUCUUCAGACAGCAUUGAGGAGUACACCACAUCAGUCACUGGCUUCAUCAAUAAGUGCAUCGAUGAUGUCGUCCCCAUAGUGACCGUACGUACAUACCCCAACCAGAAGCAAUGGAUUACAGGAAACAUCCGCACUGAGCUAAAGGGUAGAGCUGCCGCUUUCCAGGAACGGGACUCUAACCCGGACGCUUAUAAGAAAUCCCGCUAUGCCCUCCGACGAACCAUCAAACAGGCAAAGAGUCAAUACAGGACUAAGAUUGAAUCGUACUACACUGGCUCUGACACUCGUCGGAUGUGGCAGGGCUUGAAAACUAUUACAGACUACAAAGGGAAGCACAGCCGCGAGCUGCCCAGUGACACAAGCCUACCAGACGAGCUAAACCACUUCUAUGCUCGCUUCGAGGCAAGCAACACUGAAGCAUGCAUGAGGGCACCAACUGUUCCGGAUGACUAUGUGAUCACGCUAUCCGUAGCCGAUGUGAGUAAGACUUUUAAGCAGGUCAACAUUCACAAGGCCGCAGGGCCAGACGGAUUACCAGGACGUGUACUCCGAGCAUGUGCUGACCAACUGGCAAGUGUCUUCACUGACAUUUUCAACAUGUCCCUGACUGAGUCUGUAAUACCAACAUGUUUCAAGCAGACCACCAUAGUCCCUGUGCCCAAGGACACUAAGAUAACCUGCCUAAAUGACUACCGACCCGUAGCACUGACGUCUGUAGCCAUGAAGUGCUUUGAAAGGCUGGUCAUGGCUCACAUCAACAGCAUUAUCCCAGAAACCCUAGACCCACUCCAAUUUGCAUACCGCCCCAACAGAUCCACAGAUGAUGCAAUCUCUAUUGCACUCCACACUGCCCUUUCCCACCUGGACAAGAGGAACACCUACGUGAGAAUGCUAUUCAUUGACUACAGCUCAGCAUUCAACACCAUAGUGCCCUCUAAGCUCAUCACUAAGCUAAGGAUCCUGGGACUAAACACCUCCCUCUGCAACUGGAUCCUGGACUUCCUGACGGGCCGCCCCCAGGUGGUAAGGGUAGGUAACAACACAUCUGCCACACUGAUCCUCAACACGGGGGCCCCUCAGGGGUGCGUGCUCAGUCCCCUCCUGUACUCUCUGUUCACCCAUGACUGCAUGGCCAGGCACGACUCCAACACCAUCAUUAAGUUUGCCGACGACACAACAGUGGUAGGCCUGAUCACCGACAACGAUGAGACAGCCUAUAGGGAGGAGGUCAGAGACCUGGCCGUGUGGUGCCAGGACAACAACCUCUCCCUCAACGUGACCAAGACAAAGGAGAUGAUUGUGGACUACAGGAAAAAAAAGAGGACUGAGCACGCCCCCAUUCUCAUCGACGGGGCUGUAGUGGAACAGGUUGAGAGCUUCAAGUUCCUUGGUGUCCACAUCACCAACGAACUAUCAUGGUCCAAACACACCAAGACAGUCGUGAAGAGGGCACGACAAAGCCUAUUCCCCCUCAGGAGACUGAAAAGAUUUGGCAUGGGUCCUCAGAUCCUCAAAAAAUUCUACAGCUGCACCAUCGAGAGCAUCCUGACUGGUUGCAUCACCGCCUGGUAUGGCAACUGCUUGGCCUCCGACCGCAAGGCACUACAGAGGGUAGUGCGUACGGCCCAGUACAUCACUGGGGCCAAGCUUCCUGCCAUCCAGGACCUCUAUACCAGGCGGUGUCAGAGGAAGGCCCUCAAAAUUGUCAAAGACUCCAGCCACCCUAGUCAUAGACUGUUCUCUCUGCUACCGCACGGCAAGCGGUACCGGAGUGCCAAGUCUAGGUCCAAAAGACUUCUCAACAGCUUCUACCCCCAAGCCAUAAGACUCCUGAACAGCUAAUCAUGGCUACCCGGACUAUUUGCACUGCCCCCCCACCCCAUCCUUUUUACGCUGCUGCUACUCUGUUAAUUAUUUAUGCAUAGUCACUUUAACUCUACCCACAUGUACAUAUUACCUCAACUACCUCAACUAGCCGGUGCCCCCGCACAUUGACUCUGCAACGCUACCCCCCUGUAUAUAUAUAGCCUCCCUACUGUUAUUUUAUUUUACUUCUGCUCUUUUUUUUCUCAACACUUUUUGUUGUUGUUGUUUUAUUUUUACUUUUUUUGUUAAAAAUAAAUGCACUGUUGGUUAAGGGCUGUAAGUAAGCAUUUCACUGUAAUGUCUGCAGCUGUUGUAUUCGGCGCAUGUGACCAAUACAAUUUGAUUUGAUUUGAUUUGAACUUCUCUCUUCUAUUCUCCAGGUGCGGCCAGCAUCGGUGAUGGCAGCUGGUGGGCCCUUCUCCUGCUGAUCUUCCUGGUCAUCUUCAUGGCUCUCCUCCUCAUCAUCAUCCUGCAGCAGCCAGAGAACCCUAAGCGACUGCCUUACAUGGCUCCGGCUGUUCCCUGGGUUCCUGCUGCUGCCAUGCUGGUCAACAGCUACCUGAUGUUAAAACUGUCUGCUAUCACCUGGAUACGCUUCGCUGUCUGGUGCUUCCUAGGUGCGUUAAUGGAGAGAAGUGUGGAUGGAUGGAUGGAUGAAGGUACAUGUGUCUAUGUACCACAUACUCUAACACUGUGCGAGUGUGUGUGCGCGCGUGUGUGCGUGUGUUUGUAUGCAUGUGUGUGUGUGUGUGUGUUCGUAUGCAUGUGUGUGUGUGUGUGCGUCUCUCUCUGCGUGUUGGUGUGUGUCUCCCCUUCAGGUAUCCUGAUCUACUUUGGCUAUGGGAUGUGGAACAGUACAUUAGAGAUCAGGUCCAGGGAGCAGGAGGUCCAUGCGUCUACAUACCAGCGCUACGAUGGCCACCAUGCAGGGGUGGACGACGGCUUCUCAGGCUUCAGCGUUGACGACGACCUCUACCCCCCUAGCAACAACGACCCCUGGGCCCCACCAGGCGGUGUUGACGGGUCAGGGCAGGUACCCCCCAAGGCAGAUGAUGAUGAUUGGACGGAUCCGAAGGGAGGAGCUAACAGAGCGCUAGCGGAGGAGGACCCAAUGGAUUUCUGA